Molecule: messenger RNA, 831 nt
Organism: Camelina sativa (false flax)
Lineage: Eukaryota; Viridiplantae; Streptophyta; Magnoliopsida; Brassicales; Brassicaceae
Source: RefSeq, a predicted model, not a curated record
AUGGUGUUUAGUGUGACACCUUUCGGUCCUAGUUUCUGUGAGAUUCAGUACGCACAAUGUAACAUCAAAAAGGAAGACGACUAUAAUGAUGAGGAAGACGACAAUGAUGACGAGGAAGACGACGAUGAGAAUCAGCACAACACUAGAAAUGGUUUGAGGAAGAGGAAUCUAAACCCCAAAAGAGAGGCAGAGUCUUUUGAAUCAUGGGAUUACUGUUUUGUAGUAAACGUCACUGCUUCAAAUCUCAAAACGGACACAAUUAAUCUUCCAAAGAAAGCUGCGAGCUCGAAAGCUUUGAGCAGGAGAUGUGACAAUAUAAUACUAGUGAACGAAGAGGGAAACUCGUGGACUUUGAAUCUGAGAUUUAGAGAAUCAGAUGGAAGUUACUACAUGGGAGGUGGCUGGAAAAGAUUCUGUAGUGAAAACAAACAAAAAGAAGGAGAUUUGAUUGCGUUUAAUCUAGUUGGAGACGGUGAAUCUAACCCAAUGCUCUGUAUCUGUUCGUCGUAUAUGGGUAGCUUCACCAUCAUCUCCAGGACAAAACAGAUUUGUCACUCUGAGUCUCACAAGUUACAAUAUCAAAAACUCCAAACUUGUAAGCUCGUGGAUCAUGAUAAAAGAAAAGUCUUUACUCUUCCGGUAGAGUUCACAAAGAUCAAUGGCAUUAACAACAAUCACAAGAAGAUAAUUCUGGAGGAUAAACAUGGUGUGAAGCGGUUAAUCAAGUUGGUUCGAGAUGGACCAAACUAUGGAAGAAGAGGAUUGGGAAAAGGAUGGAAACUUUUCUGUAAAGCUAAUGAUGUACUGAAGUUGUUGUACUUGUAUCGUUGA